Molecule: messenger RNA, 1056 nt
Organism: Cadophora gregata
Lineage: Eukaryota; Fungi; Ascomycota; Leotiomycetes; Helotiales; Ploettnerulaceae
Gene: RAD51
Product: recombinase rad51
Exons: 3
Coding region: 1-1056 (351 amino acids)
Biological process (GO): mitotic recombination; chromosome organization involved in meiotic cell cycle; mitotic recombination-dependent replication fork processing
Cellular component (GO): condensed nuclear chromosome
Molecular function (GO): ATP-dependent DNA damage sensor activity; ATP hydrolysis activity; double-stranded DNA binding
Source: RefSeq, a predicted model, not a curated record
AUGGCUAGUGAAGAGAUAGAACAGUCGCAAUCGGGCGUUGAGGAAAUGGGUGUUGGUGGACCUGGUGCGCCGACACCAUUAUCAGCUCUAGAAGGUGUUGCCGGACUUACAAAGAGAGACAUACAAUUAAUUGUUGAAGGUGGAUACAAUACCGUUGAGUCUGUUGCAUAUACACCACGACGCAUACUCGAACAGAUCAAGGGUAUUUCUGAGCAGAAGGCGACUAAGAUCUUGACCGAAGCAUCAAAGCUUGUUCCUAUGGGCUUUACGACUGCUACUGAAAUGCAUCAGCGAAGAAGCGAGUUGAUAUCUAUCACCACUGGGUCUAAGCAGUUAGACACCUUAUUGGCUGGGGGAAUCGAAACCGGUUCAGUGACCGAGAUCUUUGGAGAAUUCCGUACAGGGAAAAGUCAAAUUUGCCAUACUUUAGCAGUCACUUGCCAGCUUCCUUUCGAUAUGGGAGGAGGUGAAGGGAAAUGCCUCUACAUCGAUACUGAAGGAACAUUCCGACCUGUUCGUCUUCUUGCUGUCGCCAAUCGCUAUGGUCUUUCAGGAGAAGAAGUCCUUGACAAUGUUGCUUAUGCUCGUGCAUACAACUCCGAUCAUCAGCUUCAGUUACUGAACCAAGCCUCAGCCAUGAUGUGCGAGACACGUUUCUCACUCCUCAUUGUUGACAGUGCUACUUCUCUCUAUAGAACGGAUUUCGUGGGGCGUGGUGAAUUAUCGUCCAGACAGACCCACCUAGCCAAGUUUAUGAGAACUCUCCAGCGCCUUGCUGACGAAUUCGGCAUCGCCGUGGUCAUCACAAAUCAAGUCGUUGCUCAGGUGGAUGGUGGCCCAAGUGCAAUGUUCAAUCCCGACCCGAAGAAACCAAUCGGAGGAAAUAUCAUCGCCCAUGCCAGUACUACCAGAUUGAGUCUCAAGAAGGGCAGAGGAGAGACUAGAAUCUGCAAGAUCUAUGACAGCCCAUGUCUUCCAGAAAGUGAUUGUUUGUUUGCCAUCAACGAGGAUGGUAUCGGUGACCCGAGCCCAAAGGAUUUGGAGAAGGAUCACUGA